Messenger RNA from Impatiens glandulifera, 1648 nucleotides. RefSeq lists its product as uncharacterized. The coding region runs from base 285 to 1463 and encodes 392 amino acids. The transcript has a single exon. NCBI's taxonomy places the organism in Eukaryota, Viridiplantae, Streptophyta, Magnoliopsida, Ericales, Balsaminaceae. The record is from RefSeq and is a predicted model, not a curated record.
UGGUGAUUUCCCUUUGUCAAAUUCCUACUUUUUAGAGAGAGAGAGAGAGAGAGAGUGAGAUUUUUUGAAAUUCCACCGCAGCCGCCGGCCUGACUUCUUCUCAUUUCUUGAUCUCAUCGAUAAAUGGUCCGUCUUUCUUUUCUGCGCAUACUUUUGAGAAUGUUCCUACUCCAAUCCCCAUAUAACUUUACAUCAAUUCUGUUUAAGAAUGUGUCAAUUCUUUGUUGACCGGUUUGAUUAAUUCGAUCCAAAGCUGCCAUCUUUAAUUCCUUCCCUGCUAAUUAAUGGGUUGUGCAAGUUCGAAGCAGAAAAAGGUAUGCCGGAAUUGCAAAGGGUCGUUCUCUCCGACGCCGACAAGGAGUAAAUCGAUGCACGUUCAUCACCCGCCGGAAUGGUUUGGCGACAGUUACCAUGUCGUCGGCGUAACUUCCUCUACAAUCGGGUCUAUCAAACUCGACGGUGACAACAACAACGAGAAGCAGAAGUUGAAUGUGGGCAAGGAUUUCUCAUUGGCGGUGGUGGAAGCCAAGACUUGGUCGGAGAUGCUAGAUAAGAAGAUACCCAAAAUCCUUCCCAUGACGCCAAUCCGUACACCUCCCGGAGAGCCGGAGCCAAUUAACGCUUGGGAAUUAAUGGAAGGUCUUGAUGACAUCACUCCCCUCCGGCCGGGGCAUCAGUAUCGGAGUUUCUCUUUCCGGGUAGAGAUUGAUAAUCAUAAUCAUAAUGAGCCGGCAGCAAAACCACUCUGGCUAGAAAUGGCUGAAGAAGAAUCAAAUUUAAACUCAAAUUUAACAACCAAAUUCAGGAAAUCACUGGAAGAUCUUUCCCCAUCAAACCCAUUUCACAUCAAGUCAAUGAACGAGCACGAGCUGGUCGGAUCAGGAUCAGAAAAUGAAGAAGAAGAAGAAGAGGUGAAAAAGAAUUCCGGCAAAGACAGGGUGGUUCUGUAUUUCACGAGCCUGAGAGGAGUCAGAAAGACGUACGAGGAUUGCUGCCAUGUGAGGGAAAUCUUGAAAAGUCUUGGGAUUCGAGUUGAUGAAAGAGAUGUAUCGAUGCAUUCUGGGUUCAAGGAGGAGCUAAAGGAGCUAAUUGGAGAUCAAGAUUUCAAAGGUAUGCCAAGGGUUUUUAUUGGUAAUAAGCACAUCGGAGGGGCGGAAGAAAUCCGGCGAAUGCACGAAGAAGGGGAGUUGGAGAAGGAGGUUGAGAACUGCGAGCGAAUUGAGACCGGAAGCGGCAGUGACGGCGGUGGAAUCUGUGAAGCUUGCGGAGAUAUACGGUUCGUACCCUGUGACAGGUGUUCGGGGAGUUGUAAGAUCUACUGCGAAGAAGAGGACGAAGAGAAAGAUGAUAAUUAUCAAGAACAAGGUGGUGAUGAUGAUGAUGAUGAGAAAGAGUAUGGAUUUCAGAGAUGCCCAGAUUGUAAUGAGAAUGGAUUAAUUCGAUGUCCGAAUUGCUGCAUUUGAAUUUGACAUACAUUCAUUCAUACAUAAAGUCUAUACAGAACAAAUCUGAUGAUUAUAAUUCUAUAUAUGAUUUCAUAUGUUUGAUUUGGUUCAUUGAAUCAUUGUUCAAUUUCCCCUGUUUUCCUGGUUUCUCCUUCAUUUGCUCUACUCUGUUGUAUAGAAGAAGAAGAAAAGCUUCAACUUUC